AUGGGGUAUAAGUAUGUCAAGGACUUGUGCAAACCUGAAGUUUCACAAUUGGACGUGAAUAGGAUUUCACACACGUGAUCACGUCAUGUGACCGUUGACAACCAAAUACACUCCAACAUGAAAACCAAGUUUGUCCGAGCCAUCCCGACGUCGACAAUUCAUUCGUUCUCGCCAUGCACGCGUCACUUAUUCGUCGUCAGUUGGGGGGUAUCGUUCCUCCCAAGAUUGCUACUCCGUCACUUUUGACGUCGGGCUCUGGUUCAAGCCUCACGCCUCUUGUCAACUUCUACUCAAAACUGCCCAAGGGUCCAGCAUCCGCGGUUUCUGGUGGCGGAAUUAAAGCUAGAUACUUCAACGGCAAGAACGCAUCCGCUGCCCCACUCGUUUGGACGAUUUUGGGUCUCUUCACAUUCGGAUACACCAUCGACUACCAGAGUGAGUAAUCUAUUCUUACACGUGUAUUCAAAUUUUGAUGCAUGGCAUUUCAGUGCACUUGAGUAAGUCACUGUUGUUCACCUCAAUAUAUUCUUCGUUAAGCGUGUAUCAGAACAUCACAAGAACCACCCGCACUAAUCGUGAUCGCGGAAGUAAGGAGAUGUUGCCACAGAACUUGCUGUAUGCACGAGAAAUAGACUAUCAUUUUCCCCAAAUGUGCAUAGAAAAAAAGUAAAUCUUGUGUGGACUUGACCAUAUUUAGCGCCCUGGUGUUGUGAAAGCUACCGCCGCGAC
Molecule: messenger RNA, 729 nt
Organism: Suillus fuscotomentosus
Lineage: Eukaryota; Fungi; Basidiomycota; Agaricomycetes; Boletales; Suillaceae
Product: mitochondrial F1-F0 ATP synthase subunit F of fungi-domain-containing protein
Exons: 3
Coding region: 174-443 (89 amino acids)
Biological process (GO): proton motive force-driven ATP synthesis
Source: RefSeq, a predicted model, not a curated record